AUGCGCUAUAGAACUCACCGUUUUUUCCAGUUUUUUUAUCUCCUGAAAAUUCCUUGUUGCAUGUUAGUUUUCUUGUUCCAGGAUUCUUCUUUCACUUUCAAGGACUCAAACGCAAAUUCUAACUCGAAAACAAUGGCUUCUAUGAAAAAUGGACAGGAGGCAAUGAAAACAGGAUCUGACGGGCUGGAUACGAAUCUCUACUCAAGACAGAUAUAUGCCCUUGGAGAAUCCGCAAUGAUCAAUCUCAGAAAAGCAUCUGUCAUCGUAUCCGGUUUGGGUGCAGUUGGCGUGGAAGUGGCGAAGAAUUUAAUUCUCGGAGGGAUUAGGAGUGUUACUCUCCACGAUGUAAAGAAUACUGAAUGGUUAGAUCUGUCUGCGCAGUACUACCUAACAGAGGACGAUAUCGGCAAAAACCGUGCUGCUGCCAGUUUCGAAAAGCUUGCUGAGCUCAACGAUAGCGUCAGUUGUCAUCUUCUCCUCGAUGAACUCUCUGAGGAUUUGGUUAAACAGUUUGAUCUCAUUGUGUUAACUGACACUCCACGGAAAAUGCAGUUGGAUAUUUCUCAUUGGGUAAGAACACAUAACCGUCGAAUGGUAGUGACAGACGCCCGUGGACUCUACAGCUACAUCUUUAACGACUUUGGUGACUCCUUCCGAGUAGAUGACUCGAACGGCGAGCAAGUUAAAGAGUUCCUCAUUGAGCAUAUUGAUGCCGAAACCGGUGAUGUGACGACGUUAGAAAAUCAAAUGCAUGGAUUAGAAGAUGGGGAUCACGUGACAUUCUCUGAAGUUAAAGGAAUGACGGAACUCAAUGGCUGCGCUCCUGUGAAAGUGACUGUAAAAAAACCUCACGUAUUCAACAUUGGUGAUGUCACGAGGACAAUGUCUCAAUACGAGGAAGGUGGACGUGUUAAACAAGUGAAGGUACCUACAUUUGUUUCGCACAAGCCGCUCGCGGAAUCAAUGGCCGAUCUAGAAUUCGUCUUCUGGGACUUCGCAAAGCCGGAUUAUCCAAAGCAGUUACAUUUACUGUGGAAUGCUUUGUACGACUUUGAGUUGAAGCAUGGACGACGUCCUUUUCCUCGUUGUGAUGACGAUGUUACUUUACUUAAAGCGGAACUACCUGACGGAGCUUUGGUGGAUGAAAAACUUGUGAAACGUUUUACUUAUCAGGCUGCUGGAAACCUAGUGACUGUUGCCUCCACCGUUGGUGGUAUUGCUGCUCAAGAGGCAAUGAAAGCUGUUACUCACCAUAUGACUCCCUUAAAACAAUGGUUAUAUCUGGACAGUGAUGAUGCACUCCUUGGCGACUGGAACGAGUUUGAUUGUUCAAAACUCACUCAAGAAGACUGUAAACCACGUAGUUCUCGGUAUGAUGGACAAGCUGCCGUCUUCGGAUGGAAAUACCAGGAAGCUCUGUUUUCUCAGAAGUGGUUUAUUGUAGGAGCUGGGGCCAUUGGAUGUGAACUUCUAAAAAAUCUAGCUAUGAUGGGAGUGGCUUGUGAUGGAAGUGGGCUUAUAAAAAUAACUGACAUGGAUCAAAUUGAAAUUAGUAAUCUAAAUCGACAGUUCCUUUUUAGAAUGAGUGAUGUUGGGAGUAAGAAGUCUGUCGUCGCUGCCAGAGCGGUAAAAACAUUUAAUAAGGACAUACAAAUUGAAGCUCUUUGUGAAAAGGUAGGAUCCGAAACUGAGCAUGUAUUCAACGACGACUUUUUUGCCGACCUUGAUGGAGUAUUGAAUGCGUUGGACAACAUUGACGCCCGACGUUAUAUGGAUAGACGGUGCGUGUACUACCGGCUUCCCUUACUAGAGUCCGGCACAAUGGGUACGAAAGGAAACACUCAAGUUGUUUAUCCCCACUUGACCGAGUCUUAUGGGUCUUCCGUUGAUCCUCCAGAGAAAGACAUUCCGAUUUGCACUCUUAAGAAUUUCCCAAAUGAAAUCCAGCAUACAAUACAAUGGGCGCGAGAUUUGUUUGAAGGUCUGUUUACUGUACCCGCAGAAACUGCGAAUCAAUUUCUUUCUGAUGAACGUGCGUUCUUGGAGCGUUUAGAGCAAAUUAACGUGAAAGAUUCACUUAUUGAUAGUAAGCCGUCGAAUGCUGAAGACUGUGUGAAAUGGGCUCGUAUGCUAUUCCAGGAACAUUAUCAUGACAACAUCGCGCAAAUGCUGCAUUCCUUCCCACCACACCAAGUAACUGAUCAAGGAGCAAAGUUUUGGUCUGGAACGAAACGAUGUCCGCACGUACUCCAUUUUGAUCCAUCACAGGAGGAACAUCGAAAUUUCGUUUACGCAGCAUCAAUUCUCCGUGCUGAAAUGUAUGGUCUGGAACCGCUUCUCGAUGUUGAGUACGUCAUGCAGACUGCGUGUUCCGUGCAACCGCCUCCAUUUAAACCACGUGCUGGAGUUAAGAUAGCGGUAACUGAAGCUGAAGCGAAAGAGAACUUAAGUCGAGGCUAUAGUCGAAAUCGCACUAACGCUGAUGCGAUGCUGGAACAGCUUAAAGUGAAACUUGCUCGUCUCAACACCAAAUCUAUUCAUAAACUAAGCCCGAUUGAUUUUGAGAAGGAUGAUGACACCAAUCAUCAUAUGGAGUUCAUUACGGCAGCUUCCAAUCUACGAGCUGAGAACUAUUCGAUCCAACCAGCAGAUCGGAUGAAGACCAAACAAAUUGCUGGGCGCAUUAUUCCUGCCAUAGCAACAACCACGGCGACCAUUGCUGGCCUAGUUUGUACAGAAUUAUACAAAAUAGUAGGUUGUAAAGAAGAAACAAAGACACCGAUUUCUUCCUUCAAGAACGGCUUCAUCAAUCUAUCUCUACCCUUCUUCGGGUUCUCUGAACCUAUUCCUGCACCAGUGAAAAAGUACAAUAAUUCUACUUUCACUUUAUGGGACCGAUUAGAUAUAAAAGGCCCGAAGACUUUACAAGAGGCCGUAGACUGGAUUCAGGGCGAAACAGGUCUUGAAGUGACCAUGUUGUCUUCCGGUGUUUCAUUGAUCUAUUCAUUUUUUAUGGACGCGAAGAAACGUGCUCAUCGAAUGCCUAUGGAGUUCGUUUCUUUCCUAUAG
Molecule: messenger RNA, 3069 nt
Organism: Angiostrongylus costaricensis
Lineage: Eukaryota; Metazoa; Nematoda; Chromadorea; Rhabditida; Metastrongylidae
Source: the annotation of a GenBank genome assembly